AUGGCGACCGCCAUGCGGGGCGGCAGCCUCCUGCGGUUCGGUUUCCGCCACGUUUCCUCCCUCCUGUUCCAGGCUUCUCCAUGCCCUGUCCCGAGCCUGGGCCUGAACCUGGCCGUUGGCCGGACCGGGCUCGUACGCCUCCGGUGCUCGGCGGCUGGGGCCGGUGAAGACGGGGGCAAGAAGGUGUCGGCUCGGCUGGCUCUGACGCAGCAGGUGCUACGGGACGCCGAGGAGCGCGCCGCGUCGGCGGGCUCCGACCCUGCCCCCAAGAUCACCCUGGAUCAUGUUACUGUUAAUUUUGCAAGAAGUGGUGGUCCUGGUGGUCAGAAUGUUAAUAAAGUUAACACAAAGGUUGACAUGCGAUUCAAUGUUAAGCAAGCUCACUGGCUUGGGGAGAGAAUCAAGGAACGAAUAUUACAAGCGGAGAAGAACAGGAUAAAUAAAGAUGGAGAGCUUGUUAUAUCUUCUACAAAAACUAGAACACAGAAGGGCAACAUUGAAGAUGCAUUGCAGAAAAUACAGGCAAUCAUUGAUGCUGCAUCAUAUGUUCCUCCACCCCCAACAGAAGACCAAAAGAAAAAGAUUGAAAAAAUAUAUUUCAUGGACUUACUUUGA
This is a messenger RNA of Miscanthus lutarioriparius, 615 nucleotides long. The record is from the annotation of a GenBank genome assembly. Lineage: Eukaryota; Viridiplantae; Streptophyta; Magnoliopsida; Poales; Poaceae.